AUGCCCCAAGAAUGGGCAAAGAUGAGCUGGAUGCUGGCUUUGCUUCCUGCAGCCUUGCCGGCGGUUGCCGCGCAGAGCCCCUUUGGGCAUAGGGCUCCUGGCAACCCUGCGAUGGCAAGCGGCUUUGGACAAAUACCCGGUGUUCCACCUUCCAGCACUUUCACAAGCUCGGGCAGGCCGCCGGGUGUUGUCGAUUCAGGGGGAUUCGGGAGACACAUGGAUGGUCAACCACUGCCAUCAAUGCCUGCAUCUGGACAAGCGAACAAUCCUACGAGACCGAUGUCGGCAAUGCCCGGCAAUUUCAAAGACUGGCCCCAGAGUGCCGGAGUCGAUCCCAGCGUUGGACGACCCGGCAGUGGCUAUCCAAAUGUGAUGCAGCUGAACCAAGUCAACUCGCUGGGCCAGGAUGCUGACAUGUUCGGCCAGCGCAGUUCGGGCCAGGGUGCAUUGGCGAACCCAAACCUGAACUUUGCGCACGAACGUGGCCAACAGAUGGGCCAAGGCAGCGCUUCUGGGAGCACAGAUGAUGAGGGCAUGCAGGUGUUGAAUGUGGCCAUACAGCUCAUGCAGAAGGGGCAGCUGGUGGAAGCCAAGAAGGCGUUGACAGCUGCAGCGCAUGUACUUGGUACAUGCCGGCAAGUUCUACCUGUGGCUGCUCAGCUUCGACAUCUCAUGGGCCUAUCAGAGGCAUCGCUCGAGCAAGUGGAGGUUUGGCUGGAAUGGAGGACUGCCCAGGAAGCAUUUCCUUGGGGGAAGGUUCUCUUGUUUAUCAUUGCAGUCCUCCUGGGCACGUUCUUGCUCGCACUUCGAGGAAGACGAUCAGAAGGCAUCCAAUUGCUGGUGGAUCAAUUCCAGUUCUGGAAAACGGCAGUGAUGUUUUCCCAUGCCGAACCAGAGCCGGAACAGAGAAAGCCAGCUGCAAGCAUUGAGACGAGGUGCCUAUCAGAACUUGAUCCGAGUGGUGAUGAUGCUGUCGCGCAGUUAAACAAGGUUGACAGUCAUGCGCUGGCUGGUACCUGCACAGUGCCCCGCGAUGACACGGCCAUGCUGGCAGCACCCAAAGAGGAAGCUAGCCAGAACGUGAUUGACAGUAUCCUGACAGACUUAAGGGAACCGGAAGCAGAGGAACACGUGGAAGAGCGCAGCAUGGCAGACUGUGAGGAAGUCACUGCAAGGAUAUCAGACAUUGAAGGCGAGCACACUGAAAGCCGUCUCUUGACGGUCAGUGGAGCAGAACAGGAACCCACCUCACAAGAGGUUGGAGUCAAGGGCGCGGAAGGCCACAUUGUCGAACUGGAACAUCCAGCCGUCGAUAUGGACGCCUCUGUGCAUGAGCCACACGAAGAUGCAUUGCAGACUGCGGUGGCUUCGGAUGCGGAUGAUCUUGGCAUUGCGUUGCAAGACACCAUGGAGUACAACGUCGAAACAGGCGAUGGACGCAUUCAGGAAACCUCUCAAGCUGUACUGCAGUCGGAGAAGCCCAAGCGUCAGAUAUGGAGAUCCAGGGCCAAGAAGGCCGAGGAGCGACCUGAGGCGGUUGAGGCUCAAAGUGAUGGCCCAGCAGGCUACCGAGAUCCUGCGGACACUAUGCUCAGACCAAACCAUGUGGACCCUACUACAGAUGCUCUGGAUACAGUUCGAUCAGACACCGACAUCCCUGCAUCACUCAAAGCGGACUGUGCUGAAGAAGACUGGGGCUGGGGAGCCGGCCGGCCACAGGCUGCCAGUGAUGGAUGUAUUUACUUCGCUGGCGGACCUCCACCUCAAGAUCGCAAGCAGCAAAAGACAGAACUAGCUGCACUGGCGGCUCUUACUGCCCAAGCUGGACCCGCCAAAACAGGACGUCGAUGGCAAGCCGGAGGGCGCGCCUCCUCAGUGCCAGACGUUCCCUUGGAAGACGAGCUGCUCGAGUUGGAUGUCAAGUUGGAGCAGGAUGGCAACUUCUUCUUUGCCAAGCCCACGCGCUUCCGCGCACAGGGAUGUUUCUUGCGGCUUCCAGGUGGCCGAGAGGCUUUUCUGCCUGUGGAGCACAUCACUCCCUAUGCAGAGGCUUCAACAAUUGGUGUGAGGAAAACUGUGACACAGUCGUCUAAAGGCGGUCGCCUGCGCGUUCGUGAGACUGGAAACGGGCGCGUGUCCAUGUUGACACCAAAUGAAGAGGCUCUGCGGUGCAAGGAGAUGGAAGCAAGACGAAGGAAGAUGGAGGAAAGGAUCGAGCAGCUGCGGGAGAACUACAAUCCUGCCAAAUGGCUCAUUGGCUUCGUUUCGGCGGUGCAACCAAAUGCUGUCUACGUCGGUGUCAUAGACGGGCAGGAUGCGAGGAUACCACUCAAGGAGCUGCCCGAGAAGUUCUUGAUCUCCGGCCAGUCAGAAGAGACCAACGAGGACCAAAUCAAGCCAGCCUUAGAGAUUGGUCAGGCGGUCCAGUUUCGACUGGUUCGCUACUCCUGGGAAUCUGAAAGUUUUACCGCAUCUAUGCUGCCUCCCGUGGAGAGACAACAAAGGUCUCGCCAGAAGGACCGUUCAGUCGACAUCGAGUUGGAAAGACCACCAUCGCCGGAUCGGUCGGAAGGAGCUCAAGCGUGGGCCGCAAAGGGAUACAGCGUCGUGACGCACGAAGCUGCCGUGGAGCUCAAUGAUUGGCUUCGAUCCAGAACUGAGGAGAAGAAGUCCACAAAAGGAUCCAAGGCCCUGGUCAAGACCAGCAACAAGACGUACCUGGUCAGCGUAGUUCGGGGCAUGAACACCAAGGCUGUCGGCAGUAUUGAUGUGGAAAAGAAUGUUUCGGAGAAGGAGGUGAAACAAGCCGCAGUGGACUUGCUCUUCAAGCAAAGCCUGCUGAAGGCGGGCGAGCAGCAUAAAGGUAUUGUCAUCACGAAGAAUAUCAUCAGCAUCAAGCUGUGA
Molecule: messenger RNA, 2904 nt
Organism: Symbiodinium natans
Lineage: Eukaryota; Dinophyceae; Suessiales; Symbiodiniaceae
Source: the annotation of a GenBank genome assembly